Messenger RNA from Naegleria lovaniensis, 474 nucleotides. RefSeq lists its product as uncharacterized. The record is from RefSeq and is a predicted model, not a curated record. Lineage: Eukaryota; Heterolobosea; Eutetramitea; Acrasida; Naegleriidae. The coding region runs from base 1 to 474 and encodes 157 amino acids. The transcript has a single exon.
AUGACCAAAUUACACGGAUCUUCAGUGGCUCGGUCCGGUCGAGUACGAUAUUACAUGACUCCUCACGUACCGAAAACAGCUUCCCACAAAUAUCAAGGAGGAUGUAAAAAGUUUCGGAAAGCCUCUUCUUCCGAUCGAGAAUAUGGAAGUGGAGCUCAUCGGUUGGAAACAACACCGUGCUCUGAUCUCUGCCAAACAUCAUCCUCUUUCCAAUCCUCUAACAUUUCUCAACAAUUGGAAGAGAGAAUGAAUGAAACGAAAUCUCCUUUUAUUCUCUCAAAUUAUUUUCAUAAAUGUAACUCCAAAAAGGGAAUGGAACGAUUGGAAUAUUUUGAUGUAUUGUCUGAAAAUCGAAUGCAAAGGAGCAAACAUGACAAUGAUUAUUGUCCUCAUGAUGCCAGAAAUCACAAAAAGUGGCAUCGAAAUCAUCCACAAGAUGGAUUUUAUCAAUUGAGAGAAAUCUUUGAUUUGUGA